This is a messenger RNA of Diprion similis, 8054 nucleotides long. Its product is annotated as PDZ and LIM domain protein Zasp-like. Gene Ontology annotation, molecular function: actin binding; muscle alpha-actinin binding. The coding region runs from base 348 to 6470 and encodes 2040 amino acids. Gene Ontology annotation, cellular component: adherens junction; stress fiber; Z disc. NCBI's taxonomy places the organism in Eukaryota, Metazoa, Arthropoda, Insecta, Hymenoptera, Diprionidae. Gene Ontology annotation, biological process: muscle structure development; actin cytoskeleton organization. The transcript is spliced from 17 exons. The record is from RefSeq and is a predicted model, not a curated record.
UUUACUCCGGUUUUCGCGUUCCUCGAGAACAUCGUCGCGGUGCUUAGACAGUCACUCCCGAUCGUUUCGUUACCAACUUCGCGUCCUUGGAAUCAGAUUUCGCAUAUAUAGCGUAAAGGAAGAAAGUUAAUUGUCGUUAAAAAGAUAACGUUAUAGUAAAUUAAUUGUAAGAUUUUAUUGUAAAACGCGCGUUGCAUUUAAACAAGUAUAAACUGUACUUGUCGUAUUAUCGGUUGUUAGGUUUUUUUUUAUGCUCGUUUGGCGCAAGUUUCCUUUCGUCGAUUGUUCGAAUUGCUUUUACAAAUUUUAAUCACCAAUUGGAAUUUGUUAUUUAAAAAGUUUGAGUGAUGGCGCAGCUAAUCAGCGUCAAGUUAUCCAGGUUUGAUAAUUCACCUUGGGGCUUCCGACUUCAAGGUGGUAAGGAUUUUGGAACACCCCUCGUCGUUCAGAAGGUGAACGGGGGUUCUCCCGCUGAGGCAGCUGGUCUCCGGGCUGGUGACUCGGUGAUCAAGGUGAACAACACGGAUACGUUCAACCUGAGGCACAAGGACGCUCAGGAUGUCAUUGUGAGGGCGGGAAACAACUUCGAAAUAACCAUCCAGAGAGGCGGCAGCACAUGGAAACCCAGCGUGACACCCGUGUCAGCGACCCUUCCAACCCCUAAGCCAGCCAGCCCUGCGGCCAGUAUUUCACCUGUGACAAAGACAUCUCUGGCAGCGAAGAAGCAGGAUGGACCAUUGAUCGGAAGCGGACACAACUUCAGCCCAAAGCCAUUCUUGAACGGAAACGGGGAAGCUCCUAUCAAGUCUAUCGUCAACAAGCAGUAUAACAGCCCGGUGGGCAUCUACAGUGAAGAAACUAUAGCAGAAACCUUAUCUGCUCAGGCAGAGGUUCUCGCCGGUGGAGUACUGGGGGUCAACUUCAAAAAGAAUGAGAAGAACUAUAAUGCCGAGAACAGCGAAGUCUUCAAAAUGGUCCAGGAGGCGGACAAGGAACCAAGGUCACCCGAACCUGUUUCAUCCCGGACGGAAUUUUAUUCUUCGUUCAGUCAUGCCGUGGGGGGUCGCGCCACCUCACCAAGGUCGCCGACACCCCUGGGCCGGGCUAUGGGUCUCGGUCAGAGGCAGGAAAAUUUGAAUUUCCAUCAAUGCUCCGUGCCCGGACAAUCCGAACGUAAUCACCUCCACCGAGAAGAGACGAAACCCUCAUCAGAAACUCCCGUUUGCCGCAACUGCGAUAAAUCAAUUGUGGGUGUCUUCGUAAGGAUAAAGGACAAGAACUUGCACGUGGAAUGCUUCAAAUGUUCUACCUGCGGAACGUCCCUGAAGAACGUCGGGUACUACAACAUCAACAACAAGCUCUACUGCGACAUCCACGCAAAGCUGGUAGCCAGGCAAAAUCCACCGGCUUCAGGCCUCGUCCCAGUCACAGUUGCACCCGGCAAGGCACCCGCUGGCACCAUUUCCGCAGCACUGGCUAACGUUGGUGCUGGUAUCCCUCCCUUGGCACCUCUGUCACCAUCUUUGAACAAUCACUCGUCGCCCCAGCCUUUCACCUGCAAUCGACCGACCAACGUAGCCAGCAUACAAGACGGCGUUCAGCGUCUCCGCGUGGAAAACGGCACUUCCGGAUUAUCCUCGUCUGCACCGGUUCCACGGUCGCCCGAAAAUCAAGCGAAACUAAACGUGACUCGCAAUGGUGCGGGCGAGAAUUCAAAGACCUUUACCAGUACGCUCAUCAUUCAGACGGGGAACGAGGUUGGCAGUACCAACAACGGCGACAAGCUUUUGUACAAUAACACUGUUAACACAGAUAUUUACCUCGAACCAAAACGUGAUAAUCAAAAUUUGUGCGAGUUUGAACUAACCAAUACCAUCGAGGAACCGAUCACUGACCUGCUAGCGAUUGCAGCCCAACCUUUCCCAGUUCGAAAACAGGCAUCGUCGACGAACAGCAUCGGUGGUCCGAAGCCCUUCGGAGGCGUUCAAACCGCGCCCAGUCUGGUGUCCGCACCAUCCUUGAACUCCAGCAGCAACACUCUGCCCCGUCCGCAGAGCCAAAACGCCACUGGUCGAUACUCCACACUGCCAAAGCCCAAAAGUUCCCUCUUCAGAGGUAUGAGGACAAUAAAACGACAAGUCGCUUCGUCGUCAUAUACACCGUCAUUCCAUCUUCCAAUUGUCGCAAAAGUCAUCGUAUCAACGAAACCCUAUGAAACGGUUGAAAUGUCAAAACGACAUUCCUGUUCCUGUUCCCCUUUACCAUCCCGUACAGACUCCUACUUUGAAGAAUCCGACUACUACGAAGUAGAAACAGAAACUCAUUUCGAAAGUGUUCCAUCAACGCCACCUCCACCUUCCGUAAAAAGUAAGAGCCUUGUAUGGCCCCCGGCGAAACCACUUGAAGAUAUCACAUACCCAACAGCGAGUCCUUUGUACAUUAACCCAAACCCGAUCCUAAAUCAAAGGCAGCAAAGAGCCAUUGAAGAAAAACGACAAAGCCAACUGAUGGAGCAGCAACAGGAAAUCAAAAUUCACCGAGAGCAGAGCGAAGAACGAGCAAGAAUGGAGCAGGCGACUUGCUCCGGCCCGGUAUACAGAAGGGUACAACUACACGGAGUGACGAAUCAGAGAGAGUCGAGAUCAAAAGAAGUCACUUGUUCGCGAUCAACUUCGAGAGCGGCGUCGAGAGAGAGUCUGCGAAGAUCUCUGACUCCUACGAAAAUAACUCAGCCGACCCCUCAGCCUUGGACAGCAACUGUUACUUCGGGUACAAACCUCUACGAACAAUCGUGUCCAGCUAUGAUUUGCGACUCGGUAUGCGAACAGGAACAAAUAUGCGAAAAGCAGGUAUCAUGUGAGAAUCAUAUAUGCCAAAGUCAGCAAACCUGCGAGCGUAAACAGAUAUCCCAUCACCAUCAUCACGUCUGCCAUCAACCUUGUCAGCCAGUUUGCAAGCCGGCAUAUCGGCCAGUGUAUCCACCUAAACCUCCUCAGCAAGUGAGCCUCUUCAAAACAGCUGUCUGUGAACCAGAACCAGAACCAGAGCCAGAACCUGAACCGGAACCAGAACCCGCAUCUCCGGUAGUGGAGACGGAAGUAACUUUCACGUUCCGAAGACCAAACAGCGUCACCUUAACGGAAGUCGUACCACAAUACGUGGCUGUUUGCCCUGCGGGCAUCGAAGGUCAGCAUGACUAUGUGACUGAAACUACUGAGGAUGAUGUUGGCCCGAUACACAUUAAGAAGACAACGAUCUACGAGAAGACGGUGGAAGUCGUUGAUGAUGAGGACGAAGAGUGUUCAGAAGUAGAAAAGCGACGAUCUAUCCAUCUGGACCAGGAAGUCGAGAACAUUUCUGAUAGGAGAGAUAUUGCCGAAUGUGCUGAGGUCAUAUCGUCAGCUGUUGGGACGCAGCAGCUAAUGGAGAAGAUUAAACAGGAGGAACAAGAAAUUGUUGAAGAAGAACGAACGGCUGCUGUUCACCAGAUUUCAUCAUCCGUUCAACCCAACAUGGGAAAACGUGUAAGCAUUACGGAGCAGGAGAGUACGGAUGAAGGAUGUUUCAUAGAACGCCACCAGACCGUCAAAGAAGACGAUGCGCAUAGGUAUGAAGAGUUGACGGAGGAAAUCAGGAUUCAAGAAAACUUUAGGCAGCAAGAGAUGGAAGAACAGAGGCGCCAGAGUUUGCGAGAGCAAGUACAAGUGCAUCAAACUCUGCGUGAACAGCAAAUUCCCGAAAGACGACCACCACCGCCAACUCUUCAAGAACGCAGACUCAGCGCGAAGUUUAACCAACAAGAUUUUUCACGUCAGCAGGUACAAACAGCGGAAACAUCAUGCGCCAAGAAGCAUGUGCAGUUCGUAACGGAGACAGAAUCUGGUAUAAAGCGACUUCCGCCCACAACGAUUAAAAAUUCUACACCAAAACAAUGGAAGUCGGAAAUGGUAAACGCCUUGACAACGGCAUCCGACAGAGCCUAUUCACCACUGACCACUUCACAUUUGACGGAGGACAACAGCUUCGUCGAGGAAUCUUACACCGAAGAACAGUGUUACUGCGAAGAAACUCAGUUCCCGACGAACGAAUGUGAGCCACAACGUUGCGUUUCCCCGUUCCAGCAGGCUCUUACCACAGCACCAGACCGAUCCUACACACCGUUGGGAUUCUACGAUGAACCAGGUCAAUACCAAACUGAGAUAGAGGUGUGCCAUCGCUCGCAAACUCCUACGGUCCAGGCAAACCCUGGUCCGGACGGAUACUGCGCGCCGGCGGAAAUCUUGUAUGCCGAUGACACUACGGAAGAGACGGUGAGACGUGAAAGGAGGGUCAGAAAGUCGGUAACCCCACAGCCACUGCCGUUGCCUCCGCCUGACUUUCAUUUUAGAGAUUCGUCUCAGCCUCGAUCUCGAUCGCAAACACCAAGCAAUCGGUCGCUGAUGACUGGCCUGAAGAAACCCGGUACGAUUCCCCCGUACCAACGAAAUUUAGUUGCCAUGCAGAAGAUCCCGGUCGAAGGUCACAAUUAUGUUCCAAGUAGAACUCCAACACCGACACCGGGAAGAUCGAAAUCUCCUGCUCAAGGACCACCCGAACCACCGGCAUGCUACGUCAAGGCUCAAGCCCCGAAGAUUAAGACCGAUGAUCCACCCAGAUCGACAACACCUUCGGGUGGCAGGCACAACAAAAAACCGCAGGAAGAGGGAGAGUCAUACACGUACCACGAAGAGAAGAACACACCACGUGGCCGUGUUAUAAAGGAUGUUGAAGGAUCUCUUCGAAUCGCUUACGCUGGCGAUGAAGAAUCGUUCGUUGCAAGUGAAAAGGAGGUGGUAGAGACUUUGAAGAACGUUAAAAAGAAUCCGGCAUGCGAUAUAAAGAAGCCUUGCAGUAUACCGAUCGUAGUUGAGUCCGCAAAGAAGCCUGAGCCGCAGUGUGAAUCGUAUCAAAAAUCCGUCUGCGUGAUGGGAAAGCUUAACCAACCACAGGGUACGCUACCCUGUCCGAUGGGCAAGAGCCAAUCCGAAAGAUUCCCAAAAACGGGAGUCCGCGUUUUGCCUCCUUGUCCUAAGACUAUAGUGAAUGAACAAUCGAAAUGCAAGAAAAGUAUCUACUCCGAAACUCAGUCUCAGUCGCAGGUCUGCCAACGCACAGUGUCACAGUCUCAGCGCAGCGCAUUCUGUGGUACCAAGCCCAAGAGUCACCUGCAGACUGGGCCGACCGCCGAAGCAAACCGGAGUUACUCACAGUCCGGCGUCUGCAGCAUCCCUACAACCGAUCGCAGAGGCCUCUGCGUUUCCCCGUGUGGUGGAGUGGAGCAGCAGAGUUGCGGUCAGCCAUCGGGCACCUGUGGAAGACGUUUGGGUUCGUCAGCUUUGGAUAUAGGCAAUAAUAGCCCCCUGUCAGACGUCUGCAUAACACCGUGCAACGACGGUUCGGUCUGCGUAGCCCCAUGCCCAAAACCAAUGCCGAAGAGUCAGUGUCCCUUUGCCCGUUCACCGACAGCCGACUUGCCCUUUCCUCAGAUCCGUUUGCCCUACGAUGACGACAACGAACCCGUUUGCCCUCUAGCUAAAAGCCCGAUACCACAGUUAAACGAUUUGGGAUUUCAACCGAUCCAUACGCCUCGCACUAACCUUGGAUGCCAGCUUACGCGGCUAGUCCACAAAACGAACAAGCAAUCGGUCCACGUGUACAAACCUCAGGCCCAGUGCUCGUCUCAGACCCUGUGUCAGACCCAAAGCCCAAAAUGCCCCCUCUUAGCCCCGAUUAGUAAGACCCAGAAUUUAGUAGACCCACCGAAUUUGUCAUCCCACCCGGAUCUAGGUACCGGCAUUGGAGGUCCUGGUUCGAAGAGCGGCGCCGUCGCUGGUAACACAGCUCCUAAACGUGGUCGCGGUAUCUUGACGCAGCAAGGUGGACCUGGAUCGCGUGUUCCUCUAUGCGGUUACUGCAACUCUUACGUCAGGGGUCCGUUCAUCACGGCACUCGGUAACAUCUGGUGCCCCGACCACUUCGUAUGCGUAAACGCGCAAUGCCGUCGACCCCUUCAGGAUAUCGGGUUCGUCGAAGAAAAGGGACAAUUAUACUGCGAGUACUGUUUCGAACAAUUCAUUGCCCCGCCUUGCAGCAAGUGCAACAACAAAAUCAAAGGGGAAUGCCUGAACGCUAUUGGAAAACAUUUCCACCCUGAGUGCUUCAACUGUUCAUAUUGCGGCAAGCUUUUCGGAAAUAAUCCGUUCUUCUUGGAAGACGGAUUGCCCUACUGUGAAGCUGAUUGGAACGAAUUAUUUACAACGAAAUGUUUCUCAUGCGGUUUCCCGGUGGAAGCCGGCGAUAGAUGGGUCGAAGCUUUGAGCAACAACUAUCACAGCCAGUGCUUCAAUUGCACGAUGUGUAAAAAGAAUCUCGAAGGUCAAAGCUUCUACGCGAAAGGAGGUCGUCCGUUCUGCAAAAAUCACGCGCGCUAAUGCGGAGGGAUCAUCCGACCUCUGAAACCAAAAAAUAACAAUUAUAAUUAUAUUCUAUAAAAUACCUAAGCAGAAACACGUUACGGAAGCCAUUAUCAACCGCGUAUGAAUGAUUAAUUAUGCCAUACUGUACGAGGAUAAUUAUUAUAUUUAUCUGGAAGAAACAGUGAAAAGAAGAUUUAUUUCACCCUCUCGAGUCAUAUUACAACAGUUUACGAAUCGCUUACGAUAAUAAUUCUAAUUACAAAACCGAAAAGUAUUUCCGUGCGCGAAUGUAAUUUAUAAAUUUAAUUCACAAACUUGACAAAAGUGGGUGAAGUUUAAAUACCACAAGCAACUCAUAAGCAUCAGCAUGAAAGCAAGUCAACUUAGCUGAAACAUGCGAAGGUCGUCUUGCCAAUUAGAAAUAUUAAACAAAAUUGCAUAUUUAAUUGCGCAUUUCGAUUUCUUUACGUAAAAUCCUGCAGUCACGAAGACAUUGCGGAUUAUUCUGAUGAAAAUUUAAAUAAAUGAGCGGUAAUCCGAUUCAGGCAUGACCUUAGGUUCCAGAAUAUCGAGUUAUGAUAAGAAUUUCAUCUUACCAAACGAUGUAAUUAAUUUAUUCAAAAUAUUGUAUAUCGAACCGAACCUGUGGAAUAGAAAACAGUUGAUAAAAAUCAAUGAAUUAUUAAAAGAGUCGAAAUACAAUAUCUUUCAUUGGUCAAAAAUUAUAAGAAAAAUAAAUAUAUUAUAGGUACGUAUUGAACGUCUAACAUAUUUUUAUCAGUACGGUAUAUAUUAUAUAGUGAGUUUUCGCGUAUUAUAUGUUAUAGCUUUAUUUGAAGAGAGAGAGAGAGAGAGAGAAAAAAUACAAAAAGUAAAAAAUAUAAAUUUGAUAUUCAGUCAAAGCUGCGCUCUCAACGGCGUUGCAUUUCGUUGCUCUGCACGUUUGAUACACAGAAACUAACGAACGCCGUCGAGAUUGUGAGAGAGUCAGUUUUACGAUAAGGAAUAUGAUCAUCUAAUAUGUAGAGGUAACAGUAAUCAUAUGCAUAAGUUCAUCGUUUAUGUAAAUGGAUAUGCUCAUCCAGUCAAAGCAAUACAGUUGCCAUAUUAAUAUUAUGCCAGGUUACCGUUUUAGUGCCAUUUUCAAGCUUGUGUCAUAAUAGUCAUGAAAAUAACUGGCACAUCUUUUACCAAUAACGAGGAUAAUAAAUUAAGAUUUAAACAGUAUGCAUAAUAUCUAAGAAUUUAAGCUAUAUAUUUAAUUGGAAAAUAAAAUUAUACAUAACAAUCGGACGUUGCAAUUUUUAAUUGAUAUUUUAAUCAUGUUUGAUGAAGAUUUCUGCAGAAGUGUAAUUCAAUAACUUGACGUUCUUAUUAGGCAAGAACAUGCAUUGUUAGUUGAAAUCUAUAAGAGAGCAACGUUGAAAAAAAUUAUUAGAAAUUUACAAUCGCUCUAGCGUUUUCAAUGUAAUUGACGAUCGACACCAACAGCUGUAUAUUAAAAGUUGUAAAAUCAAUUACGUUAAGUAUAAGUCCCCGAAAGGUCCUAUGUAUCCCCUUACGUGUUGCUUACAAUAAAAUAAAUAGUCGUAUUUAACU